CAUCUAUCUCUCUUAUCCAGUUUUCUUCAACUUAUUACUUAUAUCAAAUGGCGCAACAGUCUUCCCCGGUGAAACCAAUCGCUAUGCUGAAAGACGAGCUCGACAUCGUGAUCCCAACAAUCCGUGACCUGGAUUUCUUGGAGGCAUGGAGGCCAUUCUUUGAGCAAUACCAUCUGAUCAUCGUUCAAGAUGGCGAUCCUUCGAAAACCAUCAAGGUCCCAGAAGGCUUUGACUAUGAGCUGUUCAACAGGAACGACAUCAAUCGAAUCUUGGGUGACAAGGCAUCUUGCAUUUCUUUUAAAGACUCUGGUUGCCGCUGCUUCGGUUUCUUGGUCUCCAAGAAGAAGUACAUCUACACCAUUGAUGAUGAUUGCUUCGUUGCAAAGGAUCCAUCUGGGAAAGAGAUCAAUGCGGUUGAGCAGCAUAUCAAGAACCUCUUGUCUCCAUCAACUCCAUAUUAUUUUAACACACUUUAUGAUCCAUAUUAUGGGGCAGAUUUUAUUCGUGGAAAUCCGUUCGAUCAAGUAGACUUUACUCGUGGAAAUCUGUUCAGUCAAGGUGAUUUUACUCGUGGAAACCCCCUCGGCCAAGAUGAUUUUACUCGGGGAAAUCUACUUGGUCAAGGUGAUUUUACUCGUGGAAAUCCGCUUGGUCAAGAUGACUUUACUCGUGGAAAUCCGCUCAGCCAAGGUGAUUUUACUCGUGGAAACCCGCUCGGUCAAGGUGACUUUACUCGUGGAAACCCGCUUGGCCAAGGUGACUUUACUCGUGGAAAUCCACUCGACCAAGGUGACUUUACUCGUGGAAACCCGCUCGAUCAAGGUGACUUUACUCGUGGAAAUCCGCUCAGCCAAGGCGACUUUACUCGUGGAAAUCCGCCUGGCCAAGGUGAUUUUACUCGUAAAAACCCGCUCGGUCAAGGUGACUUUACUCGUGGAAAUCCGCUUGGCCAAGGUGACUUUACUCGUGGAAAUCCAGUCGACCAAGGUGACUUUACUCGUGGAAACCCGCUCGAUCAAGGUGACUUUACUCGUAGAAAUCCGCUCAGCCAAGGCGACUUUACUCGUGGAAAUCCGCUCGGCCAAGGUGAUUUUACUCGUGGAAACCUGCUCGGUCAAGGUGACUUUACUCGUGAAAAUCCGCUUGGCCAAGGUGACUUUACUCGUGGAAAUCCAGUCGACCAAGGUGACUUUACUCGUGGAAACCCGCUCGAUCAAGGUGAUUUUACUCGUGGGAAUCCGCUCAGCCAAGACGACUUUACUCGUGGAAAUCCGCUUGGCCAAGGUGAUUUUACUCGUGGAAACCCGCUCGGUCAAGGUGACUUUACUAGUGGAAAUCCGCUUGGCCAAGGUGACUUUACUCGUGGAAAUCCAGUCGACCAAGGUGACUUUACUCGUGGAAACCCGCUCGAUCAAGGUGACUUUACUCGUGGAAAUCCGCUCAGCCAAGGCGACUUUACUCGUGGAAACCCGCUCGACCAAGGUGAUUUUACUCGUGGAAAUCUAGUCGACCAAGAUGAAUGUACUCGUAGCAAUCUUUUCACUAUGCGUGGUGGUGCAAAAACUGUGGUCUCUCAUGGCCUCUGGCUCAAUGUGCCUGAUUAUGAUGUUCUCACUAAGCUUGUGAAGCCAAAUGCGAGAAACUACAGGUACGUUGAUGCCGUUAUGACCAUCCCCAAGGGAACUCUUUUCUCUAUGUGUGGUAUGAACCUCGCUUUUGAUCGUGAGCUGAUUGGCCCAGUUAUGUACUUUGGGCUUAUGGGAGAUGGGCAACCAAUUACAGGUUACGACGACAUGUGGGCUGGUUGGUGUAUGAAGGUAAUAUGUGACCACAUGGGAUGGGGAGUAAAGACUGGUCUGCCUUACAUAGACCACAGAAAAGCUGGCAACCAAUUCGAGAAUCUGAAGAAUAAAAUCAAUGGAAUAUUCUGGCAGGAAGAGGCGAUACCUUUCUUUCAAACAGUGACACUACCUAAAGAAUGCACUUCGGUGAAGGAAUGCUACCUAGAGCUAGCUAAGCUCGUGAAGGAGAAACUUGGAAAAGUGGAUCCUUACUUCAUCAAUCUUGCAGAUGGAAUGGUCACUUGGACUGAAGCUUGGGAUGAGCUUAACACCCCAAAGGGGAACUAAAAAAACACCAGACUCGCAUGGCAGAUAAGUAAAAAAGAGUGACGUUGUUUAUAAAUAAGGUCGAUGGUAUGGUCACAUGCGUAAUCAAUCCUCUAUGUUUCUUGUGUUUAUAAUUUCCAUAUGCUUGUGAAUGGUCUUGUUGUACAUAGGUAUAAUAAAAAGGUGGUGUAAUAUGUGUUCUUAUGUUCUGUAUUGCCUUUAUGGCUAAAUAUCUAUGAAAUAUAAUGGGAACAUUAUUAUAGUA
Messenger RNA from Eutrema salsugineum, 2373 nucleotides. RefSeq names its product UDP-arabinopyranose mutase 3. The transcript is spliced from 5 exons. Lineage: Eukaryota; Viridiplantae; Streptophyta; Magnoliopsida; Brassicales; Brassicaceae. Bases 48 to 2129 code for a protein of 693 amino acids. The record is from RefSeq and is a predicted model, not a curated record. Gene Ontology annotation, molecular function: UDP-arabinopyranose mutase activity. Gene Ontology annotation, biological process: plant-type cell wall biogenesis; UDP-L-arabinose metabolic process. Gene Ontology annotation, cellular component: cytosol; Golgi apparatus.